GUGUGUCUGUCUGUGUGUUCCAGAUGUGAUCCACACAGUGGGGCCCAUAGCGAUGGGGGAAGUGGGGGAGGAGGAGAGGAGCCGCCUCAGGGACUGCUACCAUCACAGCCUGCAGAAGGCCACCGAUACCAAGCUACGCACUGUGGCGUUCCCUUGCAUCUCCACUGGAAUCUACGGAUACCCACCUGAGCAGGCUGUGCACGUCGCGUUGGAGACUGUCAGGAAGUACCUGGAUGAACACCAUGAGAAGCUGGACAGAGUGAUCUUCUGUGUGUUCCUGCCCACUGAUAAGGAGCUGUACCUGAAAAACCUCCCUCUCUACUUCCCUUCUGCCUGCUGAUCAGAGUGCCCUGUUCGAACACAGGCUCACCUGUGAAGAGUAAACUCUGAAAGAGUGACGUGUGGAGUUGUGCAAUAAUGCUGCUCACCACAUGCAAUAUCCUCCUCAUCUUCCUCCUCCUCCUUUCCACCCACCGGCUCUGCACUAGAGAAGACCUGGGUGCAUAUCUUAACACUGGAUGAAUGUCUAGAGCUGAAUAAACUGCUURAUUAUCAAUGAACCUCAGGCUUCUGACCAAACUCAUCUGACCAGCUGUUUGUACAUGUUUGAAUAAUGAGAUGUUGAGGGACUUUGUGUGUGUCCACAAGAAUAGUAAACAAACAACAAUUUGACCAUCUGGGGACAUUUUGUUAGUCCCCACAGGGUCAAAUGCUACUUCUAGGGGGUUUAGGGUUAGUUUUAGGGUUAAGGUUAGGUUUUGGGAAAAUAGGUUUUUGAAUGAGACUGAAUUGUUUGUCCCCACAAGGUUAGCUGUACUAGAGUGUGUGUGUGGAGAAGAAGAAGCUAAUUAAAAGAGAUCACAGAGGAUUACGUGUUGGCAUUUUGGGGGAUUGGAUUGGAUUCACUGAGUUUGUCAGGUGGGACCGCUCCCAGUGAGUCCUUUCGUCUUUAGUGUGCGUACGUGCGUUUGAGUGUGUACGUUUGUGUGUCUGACUGAGUGCGACUGCCUACCUGAAAAUGUGUGUGUUGUCAUUCUCAGGCAGACCAGGUGGUGGUUUGUUUGAAAWUAAAUGACAGUUUGUUCCUGUCACCCCACCCUGUGCUCCCGCUUUCAUGUUUAGACAACUUUCUUUAUUGAUUUUCACAACAGCACAAAAAUAAAUAAGCAAUGCUGACAA
Molecule: messenger RNA, 1179 nt
Organism: Salvelinus sp. IW2-2015
Lineage: Eukaryota; Metazoa; Chordata; Actinopteri; Salmoniformes; Salmonidae
Source: RefSeq, a predicted model, not a curated record